CGCGCCAUGCUCCGUGGCGAGUUGCCUAGCUACCACCACCAACAGUACUACUUCCUCCGGAGCGCGGUGCUCGAUCUCGAUCGCGAAAUGGACCCGUACAAGUACCUCAACAUCCGGUUCAACCCCGACGGCUCGCUCACCCGCAACGGCGCGGCCAGGCUCCUCCCGCCGGCGCCGGCGGGGGAGCCCGUCGACGGGGUCAACGGGCCGGCGCGCCGCAUUGUGCACUCCAACGACGCGCCACUCAACGACGCCAACGGCACCACCGUCCGCCUCUUCGUGCCGUCCGGCCCAUGCGUCGGGGCCGACGGCGGAGGCAGGCUGCCGCUGGUGCUGUACUUCCACGGCGGCGGGUACGUCCUCUUCCGCGCGGCGUCCGAGCCGUUCCACAACACCUGCACGGCCCUCGCGGCCACCAUCCCCGCGGUCGUUGCCUCCGUCGACUACCGCCUCGCGCCCGAGCACCGCCUCCCCGCCGCGUUCGAGGACGCCGCCGACGCGGUCCGGUGGGUGCGCUCGUACGCCGCGGGCUGCAGGCCCCUGUUCCUGAUGGGCAGCCACGCCGGCGCGAGCAUCGCGUUCCGCGCGGCGCUGGCGGCGGUGGACGAGGGCGUGGAGCUGCGUGGGCUGAUCCUCAACCAGCCGCACCACGGCGGCGUGAAGCGUACGGCCGCGGAGGAGUCGUCGGUGGACGACCGCGUGCUGCCGCUCCCGGCGAACGACCUGCUCUGGGAGCUCGCGCUGCCGCUGGGCGCCGACCGCGACCACGAGUACUGCAACCCGGAGACCAUGCUCGCCGGCGUGGACGCCGCGCGGCUGCGGAGGCUGCCGCCCUGCCUGGUGCUCGGCCGGAUGAAGGACCCGCCGCGUGACCGGCAGAGGACGCUGGUGGAGGCACUCCAGAAAGCCGGUGUCACCGUGGAAGCAAAGCUCGACGGCGCCGGGUACCACGCGAUGGAGCUGUUCAAGGAGGACCGCGCCGCGGAGUUCAUCGCGCAGGUCACCGACUUCGUCCGCCGCCACACCGGCGCCGGCAGCGACGUACACGCCGGAAGGAGCAGGCUGUGAUCGAUCGAGAGGAGGAGACCAUGCUAUUGACUGCAACUACCACCACUAUGAUAUUGGUACUACUGUACUGGACUACUGGUGGUGGUUGGUUGCUGCCAUGGCAUUAUCUACCGAGAGUAUCGACAAUUCUCGAAGUAUACAUACUCUCUCCGUUUCACGAUAUAAGACUUUUUAGUAUUGUCCAUAUACAUAUAUAUGUGUUAGAUUUAUUAGCAUAUAAAUAAAUAUUAACAAUACUAUAAAAUUUUAUACUGUAAAAUGGAGGAAGUAACACAUUGGCAAUCAUAUCAGCAUCAGCAUUAGAUUGGGAGAGUGACGAGCGAUGGACUCUCCAUAGCCAAGUACACUCCCUAUAGUGACGAAACGACCUCACGACCUCUUAUCUUUGCUUUCUGGAUGGGCGGUUGUCACGUUGGCUUUUCUUCUUUUUUUUCUCCACUGAGUUUUUUCCCUUUUUACUUGGUAGUACCUUUUUACUUACCGGCAAAUCGGGUUGUUUGGCAUGUGUUCACUGUCAAAAGUUCCGGGCGAAUAAGCUUCGGAUCUAAUCUUUACCGCUUCUGACCCCACAAGGCGGAUGUAUAAUAUUGUAACAUGGUAGAAAUUAUUCUAUACUUUGUCAUUUGAGAUUU
Messenger RNA from Oryza sativa Japonica Group (Japanese rice), 1700 nucleotides. Its product is annotated as probable carboxylesterase 8. NCBI's taxonomy places the organism in Eukaryota, Viridiplantae, Streptophyta, Magnoliopsida, Poales, Poaceae. Gene Ontology annotation, molecular function: hydrolase activity. The record is from RefSeq and is a predicted model, not a curated record.